Messenger RNA from Dreissena polymorpha, 1698 nucleotides. Its product is annotated as lactadherin-like. The transcript has 7 exons. NCBI's taxonomy places the organism in Eukaryota, Metazoa, Mollusca, Bivalvia, Myida, Dreissenidae. The record is from RefSeq and is a predicted model, not a curated record. The coding region runs from base 92 to 1192 and encodes 366 amino acids.
AUCUACAUGCGUGUCAAAAUAGUUAAGGCGUUCGCUUUUGUAUAAAACGCAUUUCGAGAAUUAAGUUAUUUCUGUACUUUUAACCUUGAGGAUGAAGUAUAUUAAAAUUAUUUUCAUAUAUGCCAUUUAUUUGGCGGUAAAAUUUACACCAGGCUAUACAUAUAUAGCCUGCAGCGGCUCUUUGGGUGUUAACAACCCACUGUCGGUGACGGAUGCUCAACUAUCGUCGUCGUCGGCGAGGGACGAGUUCACAGGAGCGGAACGGGGCCGCCUCAACUUGUCGGCGAACGGAAGCUAUGCGGGCGGUUGGGCUGCAGGAAACGGGGAUUCCGAGCACUACAUUCAAGUGAACCUUCUUGCGCCUUAUGACGUCACGGGCGUGGUGACGCAGGGUCGCGCGGACAGACAGGAGUGGACGGCAACGUUCGAAAUCCUGUACAGCACGGACGGUAUCCACUUCCUACCAGUACCGGACACUGCGCGUGGCGGUGGGGCGAGGAGGUUCGACGGAAAUGCCGACCAGGACACACUUGUCACCAACCUUUUCCCAUCUGUUACUGCUAAAUGGAUAAGAAUUCACCCGGUGGCAUGGAUGGGGUCUAUUGCUCUGCGUUUCGACGUGUUAGGUUGCCAUGCAAACACAGUCUUUACACAGGUGCAAACAACCUCAUCUUUUAGUCAACCAACGAGUGCCAAUCAUCAAACAACUAUGGAUAAGCCAACACUUAACACUAAAUACCUGACUGAUGAUCAGCCAACAACUGCCACUAUUAACCCGACUGAUAAUCUAUCAACAACUGCCACUAUUAACCCGACUGAUAAUCUAUCAACAACUGCCACUAUAUACUCGACUGAUGAUCAGUCAACAACUGCCAACAUCUACAUAAUUGAAGACCAUUCAACAACUUCUAGCAUAUUCCCGUACAUAUCUAGAGCUGCAUUCGAAGCGCGGGACCCACUUACCACAACUUGGCAACCAUCGCAACGGGGAACCGCGCUUCUGCCUUCACAGACGAGCAUUGACACCUGGGCCCUCGCCAAGCUGCAGUUUGCACUUGCAACUUCCGGUGUAUCAGUUCUGGGGCUAAUUUUACUUAUAAUGACGAUCGCUUUCUGCAAGCAGUAUCGUAAGACUAAAGUUUCUGCACAGAGAGAGAGAGCUGUUAAACAUCGGAAUCAUAUGUCAUUUUGAGCAGGCUUGGAACCGAACGACGGCGCCAUUGUUAUUUUUUAUUAUUAUUAUUUCGUUUGCCUAACAAAAAUAUGUUUGUUUGUCACACAAAAGAUGAAAGCUUAUUCGCAAUAUUACUUUAAUAUUGGUAUGUAUAACCUCGGCAGUCGCAGUAGUAUCGGACUUAAAAAUCAUCACACUCUAUUCGGAAAUGGUGCAUACCAUCGCAAAUUAAACCAAGUUCUAAUGAGCAUUCCAAACCAAUCAAGCCAGUUGAAUACCAUUCAAUGUUACGCAUUCUAUACGUGAUACGUUGCCAUAGGGAUAAACAUGCUUUUCUGUGCCUGCGUCAUGAACUCGUGUUGAUCUUCAGGUCGAUGGUCAUCGUUUAUCCACGAGAAAAAUUUGCCUGUAUGCUAUAGUCUGGUUGAGUCAUGGGUAAUUUUCAUGAAGUUGUUAGAUCACAAAUAUUUUAUAAAUAUAUGACCAUGAAUCAUUAUGAAAAUAAUAAUUAACCUUUCUUCUUU